AUGAAGAAGUCGACCAGCCACGGACCCAUGGAUGAAGUUCCCGAAGAAUUCAGAGUGAAGUCAAAUGAUGUGACUGUCUACAAGGACAAACACAUUGGUGCGGGAAACUUUGCGGAUGUGUUCAAAGGUUUGUUCGGAUUCUAAGAUAGGUAAUAUAACUUUAGGGACUUAUCAUAAGAAAGGAAUCAAGAGCUCUGAAGUCGCGGUGAAGGUGAUAAGGACAGGUGCUGCCAUCACUCCCUUUGGAAAGGAGACAACUCCAGCUUGGCUACAAGAGAUUCGGAAUGAGGCCAUGGUUAUGACUCUGUUCGAUCAUGAGCAUCUUAUUCAGCUGUUUGGAUAUUCUGAUGUCGAAAUGGAUGCUGUAAAUUACUAAUCUGAUUUUAAGGCUUUUUAGACUUCUUUCCAACCUCCAUUCAUUGUUCUCGAAUACUGUCAAGGAGGGUCUCUGGAUGUUUAUUUACAGACAACCAAAAAUAUAUGUGUUGGUGGUAAGGUGACAUCGUUAAUAUGUAAUAAUAGUGGCCAAUUGCAGAAAGGGUGCAGUAUCUGAAGGAAGUGGCUUCUGGGAUGAAAUUUCUGGAGAAAGAGAAGAUCGUCCAUCGCGAUCUGGCCUCGAGGAACGUCCUCAUCAACAACUGCGGAGUCCUCAAGAUUUCUGAUUUUGGGUUAAGCAGAUCCCCCAACGUGAAAGAAGUGCCGGAUUCAACUCAUACACAAGUAAGAAACUUUAGUCAUUUGAAUAAUCAAUGAUUACACAGAUUCCAAUACGAUGGAUGGCUCCGGAGACAUUGAAAAGAAGCCCGAACUUUGACAACAAGUCUGAUAUGUGGGCGUUUGGAGUGUUUAUAUAUGAAAUCUUCACUGGAGGAAAGAAACCUUGGCCGAACAAGCCCGUCAAGUGGAUCGCCACUCAGAUCAGGAAGUAUCAGAUGCCCAAUCUUCCAUCAAACGUACCUCGAGCCAUCAGGGACAUCAUCGUUCAGAAGUGCUGGGUCAAGGCUGAGGAUCGGUGGACGUUUUCACAGGCAGGUGUAACAUUACGUCACAAAUAUGUUUUGUAAUCUUUUAGUUACAUUCGGUCUUAUGUCUACUACUAUGCUCCGUAUUUACAUCUUCGAAGGUCUCAAUGUUUGGAUAUUUGGAGAAGAAGGGUGUUAGUAUCACUUGUAAAGUUAGAGAGAAACAGGAACGAUGGGUCAGUGAUAUUGUGGCCAUAGAAUGGCUGAAUGACGAAAGAGAGCUGCCUAGAUAUGACACUAUUCCGUGUAGACCAGCCGAAGGAAAUUGUGGAAUUUCGAAGAAAUCAAAGUCUUCAAGAGACGGGAAACGGGAACAGGUAAGAAGAACAUGAGUUUUAGGGAUGCGAGGGGGUAUUUCAGCGAAUACAUCAAUCGAAGAAGGAUCUGACUAGUCGAGAAGUAACGAAGACCCCAGCCAUCAGUACGACUACUAGUCAAGGCAGCAGUGAGGAUAGAAACAAAGAAUCGGAUGACGGAAAGAAACGGAAGGUCAGAUCACUGCUUGUAUAAUACAAACUACUCUUACAUUUUGAUAUUUUGAUAUUAUUUUUUUUCCAGGCGCUCUCAGAGAACAAUCGCCGGUCUUCCAACAAUCGACAGGCUCGUUAG
Bursaphelenchus xylophilus (pine wood nematode) is the source of this 1631-nucleotide messenger RNA. NCBI's taxonomy places the organism in Eukaryota, Metazoa, Nematoda, Chromadorea, Rhabditida, Aphelenchoididae. The record is from the annotation of a GenBank genome assembly.